Molecule: messenger RNA, 2919 nt
Organism: Coregonus clupeaformis (lake whitefish)
Lineage: Eukaryota; Metazoa; Chordata; Actinopteri; Salmoniformes; Salmonidae
Product: ubiquitin-like domain-containing CTD phosphatase 1
Exons: 11
Coding region: 201-1157 (318 amino acids)
Biological process (GO): protein dephosphorylation
Cellular component (GO): nucleus
Molecular function (GO): protein binding; protein serine/threonine phosphatase activity
Source: RefSeq, a predicted model, not a curated record
UGCAAACGAAGCGCGCUUGGGAACAAACCGGGCGACAGGAAUAACUGCUGAUUAAACAACACUGAAUGAAACUGAGUUUUAAGAAAUCACUUACUUUAUACAUUUAUUACACGUCGUAGUACGCGUUCCUGCACACCACAGACACGAAAGGAUUUGUGGCACAGCGCAAUUUUUAGGUGUUGCAGGAGGUUUGCACCAGCAUGUCUGUAUCUGUGAUCAUUAAAUGGGGAGGGCAGGAGUACUCCAUCAGUACACUCUCCGAAGAGGACACUGUGCUGGACCUCAAGCAGUCCAUCAAGUCCCUGACAGGAGUUCUCCCAGAGAGGCAGAAACUCCUAGGAUUAAAGGUAAAAGGUAAACCAGCAGAGGACCAAGUGAAGCUGGGUUCACUGAAGCUGAAGCCCAAUACCAAGAUCAUGAUGAUGGGCAGCAGGGAGGAGAGUCUGGAAGAAGUUUUAGCACCUCCCCCAGAGAAUGAUGACGUUGUCAAUGACUUUGACAUUGAAGAAGAGGUGAUUGAAGUACAGAACAGAGAGGAGAACUUGGCCAAGAUAGCCCGCCGUGUCAAAGACUACAAAGUGGAGGGGAUGAACCCACCCAGGGCAGGAAAGAGGCUGCUAGUACUAGAUGUGGACUACACGUUGUUUGAUCACAAGUCAUGUGCAGAGACGGGACAAGAGCUCAUGAGGCCUUUUCUCCAUGAGUUCCUGACCUCGGCGUACGAGGACUAUGACAUCGUCAUCUGGUCUGCCACGAGUAUGAAGUGGAUUGAUGCUAAAAUGAAAGAGCUGGGAGUGACGGACAACCCCAACUACAAGAUCACCUUCAUGCUGGACAGUGCAGCCAUGAUCACCGUGCACACGCCUAAGAGGGGUGUAGUGGAGGUGAAGCCUCUAGGGGUCAUAUGGGGAAAGUACAGUGAGUUCUACAGCAAGAGGAACACUAUCAUGUUCGACGACAUUGGCAGAAAUUUCCUUAUGAACCCACAGAACGGACUGAAGAUUCGUCCAUUCAUGAAAGCGCACUUAAACCGUGAAAAAGACAAAGAGCUCUUCAAACUGUCUCAGUAUCUUAAGGAGAUUGCCAAACUGGAGGACUUCUCUUGUCUCAACCAUAAGCAUUGGGAGAGGUAUCGCGCAAAGAAACCGAGCCAGUGAGAGCGUUGUUGUGGAUGUGUGAAGGGAUCAUCAUUCCUCAACCAGGAACAGGGCAGGACACUCAAGCCCUCACCAAACUACUGCUGCUGUUUCCCAUUGUAUGGCGUGUUUUAUUUACUUCUGUUCUUCCCCCUCAUCUCUGUCUUUCUCUGUUGACUUCAGUCCGGGAGACACGGUAAAUACUUAUACACAUCUCAGUACUCAGUUUACAUGCAAUGGAUUUUGUUAGGUUUCACCCAGUCGCUCUUUCACAGCAGUGACUCUGUCAUCUGUAGCUAUGACACUUAAACUCAGUUAUACGAACAUGAGUUUGUUCUGUACUGAUACUGUUAUGUAUUCUCUCUCUCCACUCCCCCUGGCUCUCUCCCCUAUGGCAACACCAUACCAAGUAGAUAGAGCAAAGCUGGUACAGUAACUGAGUGUUACCGAGUACACUGAGGUAAAGUUGUGUGACAGGUUACUUAACUAAUCACUGAGGUGGAUUAGGCCUCUAUUAGGAUGGUGACCUCCAUAUACUGCUGCUUGUCACAGAGGUCGUUUCUGAAGGAGACGGAUGACGUUGUCCAUCAGGCAGUUUUAGAUUGUCAUUGUCUGCUGACAUCAGCUAUGCCUGCCUGGAAACCAAAUAUAUCUCUGCACGUGGUUAGACAGUAUUUUUUAAAAAUAUGCAUUUGACCUAACUUUGAUUUGAACUGAAACACCUUCUUUUUCAUAUUCUCAGGCAAUUGUUAGGUCCACUAAACCAAACAAUACUUGUUGUAGUAGAAUGAUUGAAAAUAAAUGGGGGAAAAAGGCACUUACAUUGUUUUUGGACAAUUAAAGGCAUUGUGUUGUUUGGCAGGCUCAGCCCAAGCACUAGACACUAAACUCAGAUCAGACUUCUCUGAUUUUGUAUGAGGUUUAUUUGUAAAUAGUAUUUAAUAUUUUCAGUUGGAAAAAGGGAUAUGGUUCAGAGCAUUGAGUCACACCUUUUUAUCCGUUACUAGUUUUCUCUUUAAAAGGCAAAUAUUUGACAGUAAUUAAAUAUUUGCUAACAUUUGCUUUAUCCAUUGGCUGUAACACUAGAGCGUCAAUUCUCUCACGUCAUCCUGCGAAGUUAUGCAAUAAUCUAAAGAUUGACUGCUAUCAGAGGAAAUUAAUCAAUGUCAGGGUUUACAGAAUAUUUUCAACUCUUGUUAUUUCUGUUUUAGAUUGUCAAAUAUUUAUUUUACACAGACUUCCUUACUACUUUGAUUUCUAGUAAAGAAUGUUUUGCUACCUUCAUGUUGGGUGUCAAAGGCAAAUGUGUAAAUAAGCAUUUCAGUUGUCAAAUGAAGGCACUAUCAUUUAACAAGCUGUGUGUCCUUACCCACGCAUCCCAGGCACUGAAUACACACCUGGAUGACUGACAAUAGUACAUCAUGUCUCGCUGAAGCAGCACUUUUCAAACAAUGAAAAAUCUAUUGAUAUUUAUUUUUUAUUAUUGAAUAUUAAAUCAUACAAUCUACCUGCAGUGAAGCCACUCAACAUUUACAUGACAUUCAGUCAUCUAGCAGACUCAAACUAUUAUUGGUUUAGUUGUCAGCUUGUCAUAUUUGUUACCUCAGUUAAGUUUUCUUCACAAUAACUUGAUUUGUAAAAGAUGAGGAAACCGUCACAUUUGUUGUAUCCUGUGAUAUUUAAUUUGCAGACUGUUGCAUGUCAGACAACAUGAACAUGUUUUAACAAGUGGGCACCGGAUUCCUGUUGUGAGCAUAUCCCGACUGUAAAUAAAAUAUUUUUU